AUGCAUGGGAUCUCCAUCUCGCGGACUGCGAGGAUAUCUCUUCUCCUCUCCAUCGAUGUCAUAUUCUUCCUCGUCGAGAUCAUUGUUGGUUAUGCUGUCGGCUCUCUUGCUCUUGUUGCGGACAGUUUUCAUAUGCUUAAUGAUAUCCUAAGUUUGAUCGUUGCUCUCUACGCAAUAAAGCUUUCCGGGCGGAGAAUUGAAGAGACCGAUACCAAAUACUCGUAUGGCUGGCACCGAGCUGAAAUUCUUGCUGCGCUCAUCAAUGGAGUGUUCCUAUUGGCACUUUGCUUCUCAAUCUUCAUGGAAGCAAUGGAACGUUUCUUCAGCACACCAGAGAUAUCAAACCCGAGACUCGUCGUAAUUGUCGGAUCCCUUGGCUUAGCUUCUAACAUCUUGGGUCUUUUCUUAUUCCACGAGCACAGCCACUCGCAUGGAUCCGAAAAGCACUCCAAGAAAACAGCCACCCCGAGUACCGGAAUGGGACAAUCAGAAUACACCACUGCCCUUUCGAGUGGGAGUGUCACUCCUACAAACGAGGAUGAAAGGGGCCGAAGUGGGGAGCGUUCUGACUCGGACGAGUUGUAUGGACAUCCAGCCGCAACUCGCGCUCGUGUUGUCCAUCAGGCACAGGAACUGAGGCGAGCUCGGUCAGUCUCUGUCAGCAGUGAUCGAGAGAGAUCACCCUCUCCACGAGGUCGUGAGGGAAUGCACACUGGUUUCGCGUUUGUAGAGGAGCCAGAAAAUGGUACUGUUGAGCAAGAUUAUUCCGAAUCGACACCCCUUCUGAAAGGUCAAAACGGGAAGGGAACACCAUCAUCUAGUUCCCAUGAUGGCCACACACAUCCUUCGCAUACCUCUCAAGGGACGAAGCGCUCUGGCGGUCAUUCACACGGAUCCAUGAACAUGCAUGCAUUACUGCUGCAUGUUUUAGGUGAUGCACUAGGAAAUGUCGGUGUUAUUGCCACGGGUCUGAUCAUCUGGCUAUCGGAUUUGAGUUGGAAGUAUUACUGUGAUCCUAUCAUUUCUUUGAUAAUUACCUGCAUCAUAUUUUCUUCCGCGUUGCCACUAGUCAAGAGCGCGUCUUUCAUUCUUCUUCAGGGUGUCCCAUCAGGCAUUUCCCUGCAAGAGGUAGACGAAGCGAUCAGGGGCGUUGACGGUGUGCAGGAUGUGCACGAACUCCAUAUCUGGCAGCUUUCUGAGUCAAAGGUCGUGGCAUCCGUACAUGUCCUUGCUUCCCGCAAACACGAUUUCAUGCAGGUUGCGGUUGACAUCCGCAGGGCUUUGCACGAUCAUGGUAUCCAUUCGAGUACUAUCCAGCCUGAGUAUCAUCCGUCGCGUCAAUUCCAUGCAGCCGAGACUUCGACACUCCCUUUGCCUCCCGCUGGAACAUGCUGCUUAGUGACUUGUCCUCCUAAUCAAAAGGAUUGUGAUCCGUCGGAGCAUUCAUGUUGUCGUGAGUUUAUUCUUAACUACUUGACUGUCUAUCAAGCCUUCACGUUUAUACUGAUGUUCGACUCAUAG
Fomitiporia mediterranea MF3/22 is the source of this 1521-nucleotide messenger RNA. RefSeq names its product cation efflux protein. NCBI's taxonomy places the organism in Eukaryota, Fungi, Basidiomycota, Agaricomycetes, Hymenochaetales, Hymenochaetaceae. The record is from RefSeq and is a predicted model, not a curated record. Bases 1 to 1521 code for a protein of 506 amino acids. Gene Ontology annotation, molecular function: zinc ion transmembrane transporter activity. Gene Ontology annotation, cellular component: membrane. The transcript has 8 exons. Gene Ontology annotation, biological process: intracellular zinc ion homeostasis; zinc ion transmembrane transport.